AUGUCGAAACGCGACAUCGUCCUCACCAAUGUCACCGUUGUCCAGCUACUGCGACAGCCAUGCCCGGUGACCAGAGCACCACCCCCACCUGAGCCCAGGGUUGAGGCAGAGCCCCAGCCCCAGCUCCAGCCCCAGCCCGAGCCCCAGCCCCAGCCCCAGCCCCAGCAAAUCAAGGAGGAAAUUCCACCUCUUCCACCUAAGAAGGUUUCUGUGGCUCGGAAGCUGACCGUCGGCAUCAAUGGAUUUGGACGCAUUGGCCGCCUGGUGCUGCGUGCCUGCAUGGAGAAGGGCGUUAAGGUGGUCGCAGUGAAUGACCCAUUCAUUGACCCAGAAUACAUGGUGUACAUGUUUAAGUAUGACUCCACCCACGGCCAAUACAAGGGGAGUGUGGAAUACAGGAAUGGACAGCUGGUCGUGGAUAACAAUGAAAUCAGUGUCUUCCAGAGCAAGCAGCCCAAAGAUAUCCCCUGGAAGUCUGUCGGGAGCCCCUUUGUGGUGGAGGCCACAGGCGUGUACCUGUCCUUAGAGGAAACUUCACCCCACAUCGAGGCAGGUGCCCUGCGUGUGGUCAUCUGUGCACCCUCUCCGGAUGCACCCAUGUUUGUCAUGGGGGUGAACGAAAAGGACUAUAACCCAGGCUCCAUGAAAAUUGUCAGCAACGCAUCCUGCACCACCAACUGCCUGGCACCCCUCGCCAAGGUCAUCCACGAGCGAUUUGGGAUUGUGGAAGGGCUGAUGACCACAGUCCAUUCCUACACUGCCACCCAGAAGACAGUGGAUGGUCCAUCGAAGAAGGCCUGGCGAGAUGGGCGAGGCGCCCACCAGAACAUCAUCCCAGCCUCCACAGGGGCUGCCAAGGCUGUGGGCAAUGUCAUCCCAGACCUCAAAGGGAAGCUGACAGGAAUGGCAUUCAGAGUGCCAACCCCAGAUGUGUCUGUUGUGGACCUGACCUGUCGCCUGGCCCAGCCUACCCAGUACUCAGCCAUCAAGGAGGCCAUAAAAGAAGCAGCCAAAGGGCCCAUGGAUGGCAUCCUUGCCUACACUGAGGAUGAGGUCGUGUCCACGGACUUUAUUGGCGAUACCCAUUCGUCUAUCUUCGAUGCUAAGGCCGGCAUCGCGCUCAACGACAACUUCGUCAAGCUCAUUUCCUGGUACGACAACGAAUAUGGCUACAGUCAUCGGGUGGUGGACCUCCUCCGCUACAUGUUCAACCGAGACAAGUGAAGCGGGCUGGACCGCCUCUGCUACCCUAUGCUCCCGGGCCAGAACCUGUCCCUCCUGUCCCUGCCCUCAGCUGCCCCGGCUUCCCCCCAGAAAGGUGGGCGUCCCGCGCGAGGGGCCUGCGCCGCUGGGCCAACGGUGAAAUAAAAACCCAGAGUGCUCACA
Messenger RNA from Camelus dromedarius (Arabian camel), 1386 nucleotides. It is a transcript of the gene GAPDHS, whose product is annotated as glyceraldehyde-3-phosphate dehydrogenase, spermatogenic. The transcript is spliced from 11 exons. The coding region runs from base 1 to 1224 and encodes 407 amino acids. Gene Ontology annotation, biological process: glycolytic process; glucose metabolic process. Gene Ontology annotation, cellular component: cytosol. NCBI's taxonomy places the organism in Eukaryota, Metazoa, Chordata, Mammalia, Artiodactyla, Camelidae. The record is from RefSeq and is a predicted model, not a curated record. Gene Ontology annotation, molecular function: NAD binding; glyceraldehyde-3-phosphate dehydrogenase (NAD+) (phosphorylating) activity; NADP binding.